GGGGGGCUCGGGCUGGGGGCGCGGCCUGCGCCAGCCGCCCCACCCUCCUUGCAUAAAAGCCGGAGCCCGCGGGGCCGACGCUCUCAGCCCGUCGGUUCCCGAGCGCCUUCCCGGUGACCCCGCAGUGGGUGUGUGAGGGGAGGACGGACAGACCCACCAGACGCCGCCGGACCAGGAGGACGCUGACGAGGCACCAUGCGUGAGAUCGUGCACAUCCAGGCGGGCCAGUGCGGCAACCAGAUCGGCGCCAAGUUUUGGGAGGUCAUCAGUGAUGAACAUGGGAUUGACCCCACUGGCAGUUACCAUGGAGACAGUGAUUUGCAGCUGGAGAGAAUCAAUGUUUACUACAAUGAAGCCACUGGUAACAAAUAUGUUCCGCGGGCCAUCCUUGUGGAUCUGGAGCCAGGCACGAUGGAUUCGGUUAGGUCUGGACCAUUCGGCCAGAUCUUCAGACCAGACAAUUUCGUGUUUGGCCAGAGCGGAGCUGGGAAUAACUGGGCCAAGGGCCACUACACAGAGGGAGCCGAGCUGGUUGACUCGGUCCUGGACGUGGUGAGGAAGGAGUCAGAGAGCUGUGACUGUCUCCAGGGCUUCCAGCUGACCCACUCUCUGGGGGGCGGCACCGGGUCCGGGAUGGGCACCCUGCUCAUCAGCAAGAUCCGGGAAGAGUACCCAGACCGCAUCAUGAACACCUUCAGCGUCAUGCCCUCACCCAAGGUGUCAGACACCGUGGUGGAGCCCUACAACGCCACCCUCUCUGUCCACCAGCUGGUGGAAAACACAGAUGAAACCUACUGCAUUGAUAACGAGGCCCUGUACGACAUCUGCUUCCGCACCCUGAAGCUGACCACCCCCACCUACGGGGACCUCAACCACCUGGUGUCGGCCACCAUGAGCGGGGUCACCACCUGCCUGCGCUUCCCGGGCCAGCUGAACGCAGACCUGCGCAAGCUGGCCGUGAACAUGGUGCCCUUCCCGCGCCUGCACUUCUUCAUGCCCGGCUUCGCGCCCCUCACCAGCCGGGGCAGCCAGCAGUACCGGGCGCUCACGGUGCCCGAGCUCACCCAGCAGAUGUUCGACUCCAAGAACAUGAUGGCUGCCUGCGACCCGCGCCACGGCCGCUACCUGACGGUGGCUGCCAUCUUCCGGGGCCGCAUGUCCAUGAAGGAGGUGGACGAGCAGAUGCUCAACGUGCAGAACAAGAACAGCAGCUACUUCGUGGAGUGGAUCCCCAACAACGUGAAGACGGCCGUGUGCGACAUCCCGCCCCGCGGCCUGAAGAUGUCGGCCACCUUCAUCGGCAACAGCACGGCCAUCCAGGAGCUGUUCAAGCGCAUCUCGGAGCAGUUCACGGCCAUGUUCCGGCGCAAGGCCUUCCUGCACUGGUACACGGGCGAGGGCAUGGACGAGAUGGAGUUCACCGAGGCCGAGAGCAACAUGAACGACCUGGUGUCUGAGUACCAGCAGUACCAGGACGCCACGGCCGACGAACAGGGGGAGUUCGAGGAGGAGGAGGGCGAGGACGAGGCGUAGAUGCCCCGCGAGGCGGGUUAGGGAAAGCGGAGGAGGAAAGCGAGGGGGUGGGGGGCUUCCCGGGACGAUACCCUGGCAGUCGAAGGAAAGAAGCAUGGUCUCCUUUAGGUGUGCGCUGGGUCUCUGGUGCUCUUCACUGUUGCCUGUCACUUUUUUUCCCUUUUUUGUAAUAUUGAUGACAUCAAUGUAACAUUUGAGAUAUUUCUGAAUUACUGUUGUAAUGGCUAAAAUCACAUAAACGUUUGUGUCGGAAUGGUGUCCUCUCUUCUUUCUCUUCCUUUUUCUCUGUAUUAACGAUUCAAAUGUAACUUUCUGAACACAUUGCAUUAAAUUCUUCCUUUAACAAAAAGCAAAGGCGUAGGUAAAAGCUCAAAUGAAUUUAUUCUUUGGGUAUUGGUAAAAUUGAACCAAUCACAGUUAAGAUGAGAGAUCAACCUGAGUUUGAAAACACCUUUAAUAAAUAUUAGUUGAAAAAA
Messenger RNA from Rhinopithecus roxellana (golden snub-nosed monkey), 2009 nucleotides. RefSeq names its product tubulin beta-2B chain. The transcript is spliced from 4 exons. Gene Ontology annotation, cellular component: microtubule; cytoplasm. Bases 196 to 1533 code for a protein of 445 amino acids. The record is from RefSeq and is a predicted model, not a curated record. Lineage: Eukaryota; Metazoa; Chordata; Mammalia; Primates; Cercopithecidae. Gene Ontology annotation, biological process: mitotic cell cycle; microtubule cytoskeleton organization. Gene Ontology annotation, molecular function: GTPase activity; GTP binding; structural constituent of cytoskeleton.